AGCUUUCAUGUACAUCUUUUUUGGUAUAACAAAACAAAGCUGUGUAUGUAACUUUAAAUUACACCCUUUUCACUUUUACGACGGUCCCUAACUUCAGUGGGUCAUCUCUCCUACUUUCAAUCCUUGCAGGCUUUAAGCUAUGUGAAACAUAUCCUGUGCUACAUCAGGAGAUAUUUAUCUACAUAUAUUUACUACAGAACCGUUGCCAAUUGAUGGUCAUGGUGUAACGUAGGCUAUAGCAACCUCGGUGAGUGUGGGUAACGUUACACUUCCAGCAGUUGGUGCUGCCGUGCCCGGCUGUACCGCCAGCCACCGGGGGACCCGAGCAUCUGAAGCGGAGUGGGGGUAGUCAGCUAAGCUGCUUACAGCCCGGCCAGCAGGCCCACAGUUCAACUGAUGCGAAGAAGGGACGGCUUUAUCACCGCAGCGAAACAUGGCAUAUAAAGAGAGGUGUUGUUCGGUAUUGCUGGCAUCGAAAUAACUGGAUCAGACAUCCUGAAGGAAUGUUCAGCCUCACAGAAGUAGCCUCCCUGAAUGACAUCCAGCCGACUUAUCGAAUACUGAAACCAUGGUGGGAUGUCUUCAUGGAUUAUCUUGGUAUUGUCAUGUUGAUGUUGGCCAUAUUUUCUGGAACGAUGCAGUUAACUAAGGACCAAGUGGUUUGUCUUCCCAUUAUGGAACAAACUCCAGAGGGGGCUGGGGGCUUUUUAGGACCCCAACCCCCAGAGAUAGUUGAUAGUUUAUGGAACAAAGAAAGCGCCGUUGGAGAGCAAGCCGCUCCUUUAAUGGCUAGAAGGCCUCCUGAUAGCAUCGCCCCUACAGUUCACUUCACGCAGUCGGGUACUCUUGGGCAGCCUCAGCCUACAGGUGUCAGGACUAAGCUGGAUUUUCAGCAGUAUGUUUUUGUCAAUCAGAUGUGCUACCAUGUUGCCCUUCCUUGGUAUUCCAAAUAUUUCCCAUACCUGGCUCUAAUUCACACCAUUGUAUUAAUGGUCAGUAGCAACUUCUGGUUCAAGUACCCAAAGACAAGUUCCAAAAUAGAACAUUUUGUUUCGAUACUGGGAAAAUGUUUCGAAUCGCCUUGGACUACCAAAGCACUGUCCGAGACUGCCUGCGAGGACUCGGAGGAGAAUAAGCAGAGACUGGCUGGGGCCUCCUCCCUCCUGAAGCAUCUGUCAACAUGCAGCGAGGAGGGGAGUCCAAAUCAGUCCGCCCCAAUGCUGACUAAACCUGGGCUCACGUUUUCUGCUGAAAAGCUUGUGAGUGAAGUUCCCGCCAUGACCAUUCUGGACAAGAAAGAUGGUGAGCAAGCAAAAGCCCUGUUUGAAAAAGUCCGGAAAUUCCGUGCCCAUGUGGAAGACAGUGACUUGAUUUACAGGCUGUAUGCCAUUCAGACAGUCAUCAAAACAGUUAAGUUCAUUUUGAUCCUCUGCUACACGAUGACUUUUGUUGCCUCUAUAGAAUUUGACCAUGUGUGUGAGCCUGAAAUAAAGCAUUUGACUGGAUACACAAAGUUCCACUGUACACACAACAUGGCGUUCAUGUUAAAGAAACUCCUUGUUAGUUAUAUUGCUCUUAUAUGCGUUUAUGGCAUAAUCUGUAUAUACACACUGUUCUGGCUUUUUCGGAGACCACUUAAGGAGUAUUCCUUUGAAAAAGUCAGAGAGGAGAGCAGCUUCAGUGAUAUUCCAGAUGUUAAGAAUGACUUUGCAUUCCUCCUCCACAUGGUCGAUCAGUAUGACCAGCUGUAUUCAAAGCGUUUUGGUGUUUUUCUCUCUGAGGUGAGUGAGAACAAACUUCGGGAGAUCAGCCUGAACCAUGAGUGGACCUUUGAGAAGUUGCGGCAGCAUGUGACGCGUAAUUCUCAAGAAAAGUUGGAACUCCAUCUUUUUAUGCUCUCCGGGAUGCCAGAUGCUGUGUUUGAUCUCACUGAUUUGGAAAUCCUUAAACUAGAAUUAAUCCCAGAGGCCAGGAUAACAGCUAAAAUCUCACAAAUGAUAAACCUCCAGGAGCUGCACUUGUAUCACUGUCCAGCCAAAGUUGAACAGACUGCUUUCAUUUUUCUGCGUGAUCAUCUCCGGUGCCUUCAUGUCAAAUUCACAGAUGUUGCUGAGAUUCCAAGCUGGGUAUACUUGUUGAAAAAUUUAAGGGAACUGUACUUGGUUGGUAACCUGAACUCUGAAAACAACAAAAUGAUCGGACUCGAGUCUCUGCGAGACCUCAGGCACUUAAAUAUUCUGCAUCUCAAAAGCAACCUAACAAAGAUCCCGACAAACAUAACGGAUCUGUCUCCACAUCUGAUCAAGUUGGUCAUUCAUAAUGAUGGUACAAAGCUCUUAGUGCUGAAUAGUUUGAAGAAAAUAAUGAAUCUCGCCGAACUGGAGCUUCUUAACUGUGAGCUGGAGCGAAUCCCCCAUGCCAUUUUCAGUUUGAACAACCUUCAGGAACUUGAUCUAAAAUCCAACAACAUUCGUACCAUUGAGGAGAUCAUCAGCUUCCAGCACCUUAAGCGACUGACGUGCCUCAAACUUUGGCACAAUAAAAUCAUCUCCAUUCCAUUGUCAAUUAGCCAUGUCAAAAACCUUGAGUCGCUCUAUCUCUCACACAACAAGCUUGAGUCUCUACCCUCAUCGUUAUUCACCCUUCCCAAGUUGAGGUACCUCGAUGUUAGCCACAACUCUAUAGUGGUAAUACCACUGGAGGCUGGCUUUCUGCAGAACCUCCAACAUUUUGCCAUUACCGGCAACAAAGUCGAGGUAGUUCCUAAGCAACUGUUCAAAUGCAACAAACUGAGGACCUUAUGUCUCGGUCACAACUGUAUCUCUUCCAUUCCAGAGAAAAUUGGCCAACUGUCACAGCUGACACAUUUGGAACUGAAGGGAAACUGUCUGGAUCGUCUCCCGGCUCAGCUUGGUCAAUGCAGCCUCCUGCACAGGAGCUGCCUGAUUGUGGAGGAUCAUCUCUUUGACACGCUCCCCAUGGAGGCAAAAGAGAGCAUUAAUCAGGAAUCUAGUGCUUCUUUUCCAAAUGGGUGUAAAUGUCUAAGUGAUGGACGGUAGUCACAUCCUACGUGGCAUAAAAUGUCUGGCAUUUCAUCUUGGGUGUAAAUAAGUCUUUUAAAAAUUUGAAACUGUAUUUACAUGGUACAGUACUGGUGCACUUCAUGAUGUAUUGGUAACUUAUGAAAUGAACAUACCACAACACAUACAAGGUCGGUACAACUGGAGAAAUUUAGAGGAACUCUAGGAUUGAUCAUGGCUGGUGUCAUGUCUACAGUGGAUCUAUGGACAUUUCUAUCCUUUUGAAACAACCCUCCUUUUUAUCUUUGUGAUUUAAAUUAAUUGUAUUUACAUUAACUAGAUACACCUAAUUGACCUCAACUUAAAAGGGACAGUUUACUCAAAUUACAAAAACACCUUUCCCGUAAUGGUAUCUAACCAUGCAGUUAGUUCAGAAAUUUCUGCCUCCACCCAAAUAAAAUUGAUCUUAGUAGAUUUUGGUCUGCACCUCACGGCAACAGGAUAUCAUGUUUGAAAUGAUUCAACAGCAUUAUUUCUACAUUUUAUCAAAUAUUCUUAGUGAAACCUGUUUACAGCAAGUUUGUUGAUUAUCCAGAGUGACUGGGUCAUUCUGGAAGAAGAUGUUGCUGUUGAAAUGUUCAAGGAUGCACAAAAUGCCAUUCCCCUCAAUUGAAUUGGGAUGGAGGCAAGAAAUCUUAAGUACGGAUAUUUCAAAACUUGAGGAUGAUGGCGAGAUAUAGUAAGCAAAUAUGUUUCUAUGUUAUCAAAUAUGUUGUUUCUGUUCUGUUAUUUGGGUGAACUGACCCCUUAAAAAAAAAAAAUUCUACUCAAGAUCCAAUUGCCAGCUUCGCAAUUUGGUGAUAUCAGACCGUCCUCUCAAAGAAAGCCGUAUAGGUAGAUUGUGCAAGCAGCCUAUUAUGACCCAUAUUUAUGUUAUGUUUAUGUCUAGUGGCUAUAGUAAUCAUGGUGGGAGUAAAGGCGAAAAUCAGGUGAUGUAGUCUAAAAGCCAAUUUGUGCUUCUACGUUAAAUCAACGCUGUAGCUACGUACGUAGAUACCGACCCUACGCCGGACCCUACGCCGUAGCCUGACGUGCACCUCUCAAAAAAUGUAACUUCACUGUGACGCUCCGCCGCAGCUUGGUAGCGUUGCAUUUCUGUCUACUCAUUUCCUGGUUCUCCUUCUCCAUAAACAACAUGAAAUCAAGGAGAAGGUUAACUUUUCCUGCUACAGAUUUCCGACUGUGGUCAGAAAGCACACGGGGAGACACUUUGUGUCUCCCACUAUGCCUCUAGAGUCGCCACUCGCUCUGAAGCUUAUCGCGUCCCUCUCUCACUGGCUCUACCACACGCUCCCCACACACAUGCCAGCCCUAAAGAGAUCGACGCACACACCAAUGCACAAGUAUAAAAUUCAGGCCACUUACGUAGGCUACGGCGAAAGCUCUGCUUGGAGCCUCCGCACAACCAUAAAUCAAGCUUAAGAGUGCCAAAGUGGGUUGGGGUGGUGGAUGGGUCAAACAAACCCAGGACUCUCACCCAGGAGACAGCUGUUUGUGUGCCACGGGAAACCAAAAGUCAAUGUUGACUUUCUUUAGGUAAACCAACUUUGUUACGGAUUUACCCAAUCCAUGAUCUUUUCCUAACCCUAACCAAGUAGUUUUUUGCCUAAACUUACCCAAGCAGUUCCGUUUCACAACGUUAAACACGUGUUUACAACUACGACCGUUUCGCAACAUUAAAUAGAGCUGUCACGUGUUAUGGUCACACGAUCAAAACUGCCACCCUUGUCUAGGUUAGUGCUGCUGUCAGUGCCCUAUGACCAAAAGGCACAGGUAAAAAGACUGGAGGUGGUCCCCGGGUGCCUGUUGCUGCCAACUGCUCCUGUAUUGACACAUUUAAUUUCUCUGUGAAUGAUAAGAAAAGCACCUUUAAACUUUGAGCACCUUUUAAACAAUGACAUAUGCUGCAUAAACAAAUUAAAGAACUGUGUAGGUAUAACCUAGUAUUAUUAACCUUAUGCACUCUGAUUUGAAUAUACCUUGUACUUUUACGCACCAACAUGAUGAGGUUCCCAUCCAAACCUUGUCACUACUUCUUGAAAAGUCUUGAUUCAUGUUCAUUAUCACUCAGCGGUAUCAUUAUUUUUGAUACAGUUGAUUUUUUCAAAGGAAUAGAUAGUACAUUGUUUCCUUUUUUGUGUACAGCCAACCCACAAGUAUGUUUUUUAGUUGUACUUUUGCUCACAAUUGUUUUAUUCUUGUAAACACUGUAUUUUCCAUGCAUUUUGUGUGUAAUUUGUAUGUAUAUAUUAUCUCAUUGACUUUUAUCUGUUCUUCUCUUUACACAGCACUUUGUGAACCUGGUUUUAAAAUGUGCUAAAUGAAUCAAAAGCUGCUUUUGCACCAAGAGCAUAUUUGGAGGUUGUACAGUUAAAUCUUGAUGCCUGAAAUACCCGCCAUUUAUGUUUAAAUUAAUUUAUCCAUUGUUAAACAACAGUGUACAUACAAUACAAUCUUCUUACUUAGUGUUGUUACUGCUUAGAAACACAUCACAACUAGGAAACAGGGUUAAGAAUGGGGUUUCUAAACAUUUUGACCAAUAUACACAUUACAUUCAGUGUUUUUUUCAGAACUGAUUACAUUUUUACAAUUUGGUAUACAAGUUUGUAUUCCAAAAAUGACAGAUUUGAACAGCUAAACAUGCAAAUCACUGAAUUGUCUCCUGCUGUUUGGUAAAAAUAAAAUACAUGAAGCAGUAUAAGACACAGUGCUCCUAUACUUCACUUCACCAGUUCAUUCAACAUACUGCUUAUGAAUGACAUAUUUUUUUUUUUUUAACAUAGGUGUAUGAUAACUAGGCCAUAGUUACAGUAUUUCACAAAAUACAAACUAUAUUCAAUUAUAUAUUCAAUUCUUCUUUCUUACUGAUCGUGUGUGUGUGUGUGUGUGUGUGUGUGUGUGUGUGUGUGUGUGUGUGUGUGUGUGUGUGUGUGUGUGUGUGUGUGUGUGUGUGUGUGUGUGUGUGUGUGUGUGUGUGUGUGUGUGUGUGUGAGAGAGAGAAAAGGCAGAUAGUUGUUUGCAUAUGAACAUUGUGAGGCAAAUCAACACAUUUCACUCAAAUAAAUAUGAAUGACUAAAAAUAA
Messenger RNA from Perca fluviatilis (European perch), 6163 nucleotides. It is a transcript of the gene lrrc8db, whose product is annotated as leucine rich repeat containing 8 VRAC subunit Db. The record is from RefSeq and is a predicted model, not a curated record. Gene Ontology annotation, molecular function: protein binding. The transcript has 2 exons. The coding region runs from base 504 to 3059 and encodes 851 amino acids. Lineage: Eukaryota; Metazoa; Chordata; Actinopteri; Perciformes; Percidae.